Molecule: messenger RNA, 2470 nt
Organism: Bursaphelenchus xylophilus (pine wood nematode)
Lineage: Eukaryota; Metazoa; Nematoda; Chromadorea; Rhabditida; Aphelenchoididae
Source: the annotation of a GenBank genome assembly
AUGUCUGAUUCCCUCAAAGAGAGCCCCAUUCCGAGCAAAAGCCCUAGUCCAAUGGCCAGUCCCAGACUCGAGAACAAUUUAUUUUCAGUAGCCAAUCUUUUGGGAGACAAGAAGUAAGUAUAAUUACCCUCUUUCUAUUAUUAUAAUACACCCAUUUUCAUGGUAUGGCUUAUUAAAAGAUUUUGUGCCGCAGGCGAAAAGGCGGUUGCGGAUCGGAUUUGAAGGCUUUCACAAUAAUUUAAACCUACUCUCCACUAAUCCGCCGCUCUUUCUAGACACCCCGAGGACAGCGAGAAGAUGAAGAACAACAUGAUCGACCAGUUGAACGAGUACUUCAAGAAGGUCCCUGCUCAGAAUCUGGAGUUCAAUCCCUUCCUUCUCUGGGGCCAAUUGGGAGCGAGGAUGUUCAAUUCUGGUAAGCAUAAUUAAGAGCAAAACGAAACUUUAAUCAAAAUCGUCUUUUCCUGGUCUUCUUUUUUUGAUCUAUUGGUAAAUGUUAUGGUAAUACCCAAAACAAAGCGAUGCGCAAGAAAGGGAUGCGCCGAUCUCUUUUUGUCCUGUUAAUAAACUCAUUGGGCCGAGCAAAUCGGGGACAAAAGAUUCCUGGGGACAGCUGUUAUUCAAUCUGUUCAAAGGAUCCGAAGCCGCCGUAAUAGAACAGGUAGAUCGUAUCUUGUUAAUCUUGUUGGAACAACUAAUUAGGGGGCUCGGUGGGAUGUCCAGGAAGAGUUAUGGGAUUUACUUUGAAGUUGGGCUUAGUUCACAUUUGCAUUGCUUUAUUUUACGUUGGAGAUUAUAUUCCACUUAAUUUAUCAAUUUUCGCAAGUUAGUGUGAAUUGUGAAUUGGGAACUGUCUUGGCAAAGAUCCUUGUCCUAAGGCGAUUUCAUUUCGAGAAAUCCUAUUUCCAAUAUUCACAUUGAUAAGCCGGCUCGCAAUCAAAGAAAUGGAUUCUUCCACACCAAUGUAACCCGCUUUGUCAGUCACGGCCAUCAUGAGAUAAAAACAAAACCCUGAGGGCAGAAGGAAUGCGGUUAAGUGCAUUCAAACCUUUUACAGUAGACAAUUUACUUAGACCGAAUUAAUUCCGCCUUUCAAUGCCUGCUUUGGCCAUUGUUUUCGUAAUGGAUAUUGCCCAAUAGACUCGGAGAAAUUGGCCUUUCCCUCCGCCGAAUAAAUGAUUAACUUGUUCUAAUUAAGUGUUAAUUAGUUAAUUAAAACGCCUUCCAAUUCAAACACCGACCACGAUCGGAAUGCCCAGGAUACGGUAGGGAAAGCAACAAUGCAUAAUUAGCAGGUCCUUUAAGAGCGGCGCGCAAUAAGUUUGGCGCUCUUUAAACCCAUCAUCAGAGAGUGGCCCGAUCUCUUUCAUUAGAAUAGGUGUCGUAUAAUAAUGUCAAGUGUGUCUCCGAUUUCAAAGAUUUGGGCAAAACGUCUUAUGAAUAAUUAUCCCCGAUCUUCUUGCAGGUGGACUGGCCCCCAAUCUGUUGGAAGAAUCCAAACGACUUGGCCAUCUCAAUUCCCUGGCCUUCGCCCAUCUGAACAAUGCCUCAGGCUCUUCUUCUGGCACCAGUGAUCCGGGGAAAUUGAGCCGGGAAUCUUCGAAUGCAUCUCCAGUUCAUUCAGAUCACAGUUCCGAACAGAAUGAUGACGAUGGAAGACAUGGUCAUUUGAAUGGCAUCAGGAAAAAGAAAACUCGGACAGUCUUCUCCAGAAGUCAGGUCUCCCAAUUGGAGAUGACCUUUAAUCAGCACAAGUAUUUGAAUACUCCCCAAAGAAGCAGCUUGGCAGCUCAGCUGGGAUUAACGGAUGUCCAGGUGAAGAUCUGGUUCCAAAAUCGUCGCAACAAAUGGAAGAGGACCAAUAAUGGGGAAGAUAUCAAUGCCUCGGCACAGAGACCCCAGAAUGGAAGCACAAUUAUGAGUCCGCUAAACAGUAUUGGGAGCAGGGACGAGGCCAUGAGAUUGCUAUUGCAACAACAAAGUCCAUUUGCGCAGAAUCAGUGAGUUACUUUUAUUAUAAAGUAGGAUAGGGAUCAGAAGUCAUGUGAGGAUGACAAAUGUAAAAAAACAAUUCAUUAAUAGAGAUUAUUGGGCACGAGGAUCCAAUCUUACAGAUGAAUGCCAAUUUGAGUAGAGUGACUUUGGAACCAGAUUUUUUUUCGUUUCAUAAUAUGUACAGAAAUUAAGUGUAACUGCCCCAAAUGGGAUUCUAAGAGUAUUACAGUUAAAACACUUUCUAAAUCAUUUUUUUAGAUUCCUCAGUCAACAAAGCCCUCUUUUAUCAGCACUCCCUUUCUUCAAUCAGCUUCGGAAUCUGACGGUGGAUUCAGAAGAAGGGAAUCUAGAUGUGGCUCGGUUCUUUGCUCUACAAGCACAAAAUUUUAUGAAUACGGCCUCAGGCAGUCAAUCGAAUGGGAACUCCAGUCCAGCCGGGGAAUCAGCCGAUCGAAAAGAGAAAUGGAAUGAGUAA